Molecule: messenger RNA, 2780 nt
Organism: Physcomitrium patens
Lineage: Eukaryota; Viridiplantae; Streptophyta; Bryopsida; Funariales; Funariaceae
Product: transmembrane 9 superfamily member 7
Biological process (GO): protein localization to membrane
Cellular component (GO): membrane
Source: RefSeq, a predicted model, not a curated record
CUCAUUUCCUGGCGAUCUCGCAGACCAGGGUUUUUGUUCAUCGCCAAAGCCAAAUCUGCUUCCCGUUGUUACCAUUUUUUCUUAGUCUCGUGGCCCUGCACUCUCGCCCUCCGUUGCGAAGGCGGAGCUCCGUGUUCAGGAGGAGAUCAUGAUUUGCACUGGGGAUCGUGGCGGCAUGAGAGCAAGUGGCGGCCAAUAAGUUGUCAGAUUUCUUAGUUGCUGUGACCAGGGCAUUUGGAUUGUGUUGAUUGCUUGUUCGCCCCAUCUUGGUCUCUUAAGUCUAGACCAUGGCGUCCUCCGCCAUGGCUCGCCUGCCCAUCUACGGCCUGUUGCUGGUGUUUCUCUUUCACUCCGCUGCAGCUUUCUACCUACCAGGCGUUGCCCCCCAGGAUUUCGAAGAGCGUGAUCUUGUAACAGUUAAAGUUAACAAGUUAACAUCGACCAAGACGCAGUUGCCGUACAACUAUUAUUCAUUGGAUUACUGUAGGCCUCCAAAGAUUCAGGACUUCGCUGAAAAUUUGGGAGAGGUGCUCAGAGGUGAUCGGAUCGAGAAUUCACCUUACCAGUUUGAAAUGAUGAAUGACAAGCUGUGCAGGAUUCUCUGUAAGAAAGUUAUCACAGCAAAGGCGCUUAAGAACUUCAAGGAAAAAAUUGACAAUGAGUACCGUGUUAAUAUGAUUUUGGACAAUCUGCCAGUAGCUGAACCCAGACAAAGACACGGCAACGGGAAUACUCUUAAGUUUUAUGAUCGAGGUUUUGCUGUUGGACUGAAAUUUCAGGACGGUAAAAGAUAUUUCAUCCACAACCAUCUAUCGUUCGAUGUGCUGUAUCACCCUAUUGGUGAAGGAUCUGCACGUAUUGUAGGCUUUGAAGUGAAACCAUUUAGCGUAAAGCACAAAUAUGAUCGUUGGGAGGAUCAAAAGACGAAACUAUCCACUUGCAAUGCGAACACCAAGACCUAUGUGUCCCGUAGUCAGGAUCCUCAGGAGUUGCUUGAAGACCAGGAAGUGAUAUUCACUUAUGAUGUGUCUUUCCAGAAAAGUGAUAUCAAGUGGGCAUCUCGUUGGGAUACAUAUUUAUUGAUGACAGACGACCAAAUCCAUUGGUUCUCCAUCAUUAAUUCCCUCAUGAUUGUGCUAUUCCUCUCCGGUAUGGUGGCAAUGAUCAUGAUGCGCACUCUUCAUCGUGAUAUUUCUAAAUACAACCAGCUCGACGAAGAGGAUCUUCAAGAGGAAACUGGAUGGAAGCUGGUGCACGGAGAUGUAUUCAGACCCCCAAGUAACGCUGGGCUUCUGUGUGUGUACGUAGGCACAGGGGUUCAAUUUAUUGGAAUGACCGUAAUCACAAUGAUUUUUGCGCUCUUUGGUUUUCUGUCUCCUGCAAAUCGCGGUGGAUUGAUGACUGCCAUGCUGCUUUUAUGGGUGUUCAUGGGUUUAUUCGCUGGAUAUGCCUCAUCACGGCUGUACAAGGCGUUCAAGGGCACUGAUUGGAAAUCAAACUCCAUGAGAACAGCAUUGAUUUUCCCUGGAAGUAUUUUCGUCAUUUUCUUCAUCCUCAACGCACUGAUUUGGGGUCAGAAGUCAUCGGGAGCUAUUCCAUUUGGAACAAUGUUUGUGCUCAUGUUCCUUUGGUUCGGCAUUUCUCUUCCCCUUGUCUUCGUUGGAAGCUAUUUUGGGUAUAAGAAGCCAGCUGUCGAUGAUCCUGUGAGAACAAACAAAAUUCCGCGGCAAAUUCCUGAGCAGGCCUGGUACAUGUCGCCCGUUUUCUCCAUUCUCAUUGGUGGCAUUCUCCCCUUUGGAGCUGUCUUCAUCGAGCUAUUCUUUAUCCUCACUUCAAUUUGGCUCAACCAAUUCUACUACAUCUUCGGGUUCUUGUUCAUCGUCUUCCUGAUCCUCGUCGUAACUUGUGCCGAGAUCACCAUUGUGCUUUGCUACUUCCAGCUGUGCAGUGAGGACUACCAUUGGUGGUGGAGAGCUUAUCUGACCUCAGGCUCCUCGGCCAUCUACCUAUUUCUUUAUGCCACUUUCUACUUCUUCACGAAGCUCGACAUUACAAAAGUUGUCUCUGGCGUGCUUUACUUUGGGUACAUGAUAAUCAUUUCAUACUCCUUUUUCGUCCUCACAGGGACAAUUGGGUUCUAUGCUUGCUACUGGUUUGUGCGGGUGAUAUACGCAUCAGUGAAGAUCGAUUAAACUGCGGAUGCCAGUUUGGGUCGUCGUCAAUUUGGAAGAUGGAAAGAAGGCGCAUGUUUAAGACUGGAGAAUGUUGCAGGGCACUUCUGAAGGCCCUAAAUUCUAGCAGCGUUCUUUUCUUGAAUUGGUGGUCGCUGAAGCGCACAUCAUGUGAACCUUGAUAGGUAGUGGCAAAUUUCUUCAGGCAUUAUGUUUCUUUAUUUCUCCAAAACCUGUGGCGAAAUGGAUUGCUGAGUGUCGACUAACGUAGAGAGCAGUGAUCCAGGCUGAGAUUAGCCGAGUAGCUAUUUGGUGAGUAGCAACCUUUUUCUUAGUCUAUCCUCUCAUGGAAGUUGUCCUUCCUUAUCGACGAAGACUUCACACUAUCAAAAAUGUCAUUGAGCUCGGCUUGAUUCUCUUUCCUUCUCUGUUUUUUGUUCUCCCCUUUUUUACUUACUUUUUUAUCUUUGCCUUUUUGUUUAUUACCUCCUGACGUAUGUUACUUUCCUAGGUAGAGGCUGCGACCUUUAAUAUUUGUUCGUGCAGAUUUGCUAAUGUAUAGCAAGAUUUUGCUAAGCUGUAUUACAAUUCAAUUUCUCGAUUAGCCAA